AUGGCCUCCGACGAAGCCGGCAUGGACCAAGAAGGCCCUAAAAGAGCUAAAUUAAGUAAUACCACGUAUUGUUGUGUGCCUCAAUGUAAUGUUUACUCUGGAGAAGGAGUUCGGUUCCAUCAUUUCCCCAAGGAUUUAAAGCUCCGACUUCAAUGGAAAACUGUGUUGCGAAUGGGGAAGAAAAUAACAGACUAUGACAGAGUUUGUAAUGCUCACUUUCUACCCACUGACUACAUACCACAAGCUAAACCCUCGCUUGUCAAACGACUCAAGUCCAUUGCUGUGCCUUCCCAGAAGCUCCCAAUUCGCCGGCAUGAUGUUGUUGAUUCAUCACCUCAGAAGAAGCUAAAACAAGCUAGGAAGCGGAGAGCGGAGAACCGAGAAGCCAGCAGACUUUCAGCUGAAAAUGACAGGUCAAUGCAUGAGGAUGCAAACCUGUCUAAUGAAACUAAUGAAAAUAAUAAUUCCCAUGAGGAGGUAGAUGACAAUACUACAGCUACAGGUCCACCUGAAACCGGAGGUGAAAAUGCUCCAGCUGCUCCAGCUUGCAAAGAAAAGACCACCCAAACUGAAAAAUUCUCCCUAAAAACACUACUUCCAGAAGGCAGCAAACUUUGCACUUUUACAGGCUUAACCAGCUAUAAACUUUUAGACAAAAUUGUACUAUGUGUUACUCAAAUCAUACCUGAGUCUUCAAAAAUGAACUUAACAAACACUGAAAGAGUGCUCCUAUGUCUGACUAAGCUUAGACUAAAUAUGUCUUAUGCAUCUCUGUCUGUCUUUUUUGGGAUAUCCGAUGAAACUUGUAGCAAAUAUUUUCGACACACAGUGCAGGUAUUAGCAGAAGUCUUGAAAGGAUUGGUGAAAUUACCAAGUCUAGAAGAAACCAGAAGAAAUAUUCCCAAAUGCUUUCGGAGGUAUUCCUACACUAGGAUUGUACUGGACUGCAUGGAAAUACCAGUAGAAAAGCCUCGAUGCCUAAAGGAAAGAAUUAUGACUUACUCUCAGUAUAAAGGACGACACACAUUGAAGGCUUGUGUUGGUGUAUCCCCUUCUGGAAUGAUUAUUUUCUUGAGCAAAUUUUACGGUGGAAGGGCAUCUGACAAGAGGAUUGUUGUUGAUUCUGAAAUUUUAGACAGUUUGGAAUUUCGAGAUGGUGUGAUGGUGGACAAGGGGUUCAUGAUUGAAAAGGAGUGCAUUGAAAGAAACUUGCGUAUGAUCAGACCCCCCUUCUUGUCCAAAAAGAAAGCUCUUUCUAAAGCAGAGGCAAUCAGGACAGCUGAAAUAGCAAGAGCACGAGUCCAUGUGGAAAGGUCAAUCAAGCAGAUUCGAGACUAUGCCAUAAUGACAGAUCAGGUUUCCUCAUAUCUUGUCCCCUAUAUGAACGAUAUUGCUUUAGUUUGUGCUGCCAUGGUAAACUUAAGCUCACCAAUUUUGGCUAUGGACAAAUUUUAG
This is a messenger RNA of Frankliniella occidentalis (western flower thrips), 1455 nucleotides long. RefSeq lists its product as uncharacterized. The coding region runs from base 1 to 1455 and encodes 484 amino acids. The transcript has 3 exons. The record is from RefSeq and is a predicted model, not a curated record. Lineage: Eukaryota; Metazoa; Arthropoda; Insecta; Thysanoptera; Thripidae.